Monopterus albus (swamp eel) is the source of this 3392-nucleotide messenger RNA. RefSeq names its product SH3 domain containing ring finger 2 (gene sh3rf2). Bases 1 to 2622 code for a protein of 873 amino acids. The record is from RefSeq and is a predicted model, not a curated record. Gene Ontology annotation, biological process: positive regulation of proteasomal ubiquitin-dependent protein catabolic process; protein ubiquitination; positive regulation of JNK cascade. The transcript has 11 exons. Gene Ontology annotation, molecular function: ubiquitin protein ligase activity; protein binding. Lineage: Eukaryota; Metazoa; Chordata; Actinopteri; Synbranchiformes; Synbranchidae.
AUGGAAGAGCUGGCUUUAACAGCCUUGCUGGAAUGUCCUCUGUGUUUGGAGCAGCUGGAUGUAUCAGCCAAGGUUCUGCCUUGCCAACACACUUUCUGUUUGACCUGCCUGCAGAAGCAGGAGGCAGCCAGCUCCCAGCUGUUCUGCCCAGAGUGUGGCACCUUUAUCCCAGUCAGGACAGUGGAGGAGCUUCCUGCAAAUCUUCUGUUAGUGCAGAUCCUGGAGGCGCUCCAGGGCUCCACAGGGCCCAUUAGCAGGUACAGACAGAUUGCCCGCUACGCAGUGCCGGUGACCAGGGGCAGUCUGACGCUCAGGGAAGGUCAACAACAGCAGAUGAGUCAACACAGAGAGCCACAACGGUACAAUGAGCUUGCUGUCAGAGCCUCGACACGUACCCAACGAGGUGAUACGUCAGGGGAGCUGGUCCUCACGCCUGGUAGCAGUAUCACCCAGAAACACAAAGUGGAUGAGACCUGGCAGCAGGGAAACACUGGUGACAGCAGCGCUGUGUCUGUCAGUGCCGGCACGCUGCAGGCCGUCAGCCAGAUGUCUAAGCUGCAGCUGCUCCAGCAGUCCCAAGCACCGGCUCUCUGCAGGGCGCUGUACGACUUUAACCCAGAUGACAUGAAUCUGGAGGACAGUAAAUAUUGUCUUGGCUUCCUCAAGGGAGACAUCCUGACUGUUCUCAGACGGGUGGAUGAACACUGGAUUGAGGCCAAGCUAGGGGACAAAGUUGGAAUCUGCCCUCAAGAGUUUACAGAGCUCCUCUCUCAGCACCAGCCAGCCCUUCCUGGCUUAUUGGUUGGUGCUUAUCCUCCUGCCUCCCUGCCUGCCUGCCCAACAAGUUGUAAGGGUGAGUGGAGUAGUGAUAAGUGGGUGUAUUUAGACAGCCAUUUCGCUGAUCAGCAGGAGCAGAGGUUGACAGGCACUAGUAGCAGCCAAACUCAGUGGCUGCCGAGUGACUCAGCUGAAUUUAACCAUCGGAUUGGGAGCGGGGGCAAGGACAAGGCCACUGAUGCGUCCAGCAGGACCACCCAUUACGCAGUCCCUCAGUUCCCAGCGAAGACACCCGUCAUCAGUUAUUUGCCACUCUCUGGCCAGCAGAAACAUUACGCAGCCACCUUUCAUCAGACAACAAACAUCAGCACCAUCAAUAGCAUCAACCGUCAGGGUCAGCCCCGGAACUACUCUGUGCCGUCUGCCACCCGGGUCCACUCUCAGCGAAUUAGACGCCACUCUGAGAGUACACAGAGACACCUGUUACAGAGUGAGAAGAAGAUGGCCAGUGAGGCUCCACCCACCAUCUCUAUGGCUCUGGGCAACCCCCAGAUGUCCUCUGCUUUUGCAGACAGCAAAAACUCCUCCACACAGCAGCUUUCCAUCAGCGUGUGUGCUGUCCUGUAUUCCUACAAACCACGGCAGCCAGAGGAGCUGGAGAUGAGGAAAGGAGAGAUGGUAGGAGUGUACGGAAAGUUCAGAGAAGGCUGGCUGCGUGGGUUAUCGCUGAAAACGGGCAAAGUGGGCAUUUUGCCCAGCAACUACGUCACGCCUGUGCUCAGAACCUCGGCCAGACUCCUGGAGACUAAAGCAGCUAAUGCAUCUGCACCACUCAGCACAGGAGCUGGAAAAAGAUAUACAGCUGCCAAGAAUCCUGCUGUGGUCCUUGCUCUUGACAGGGUGAAUGCUGAUGGAACAACAUCCUCAACAGGACAGGUCCCAUCUGUGCCAAAUGGAGUACAGCAUGCAAUGUCAUCCACUGGCACUAGAAAACCGCCCUUCUCUGCGGGUUCACAAGGCUGGGACACUGUGAGGCGUAUCCUUAACCCUCACAGAAGCUCAAACCAUUUCUCCCAUACAUCUAAUCUGAACAUCCCAUCCAGCUCACAGCACUUUGCACAAGUUCAGGCAUCCAGUUCCUCACCUGCCAUGCAAAGGAAGAAAAACAGCAGCAUCCAGUCCAGCUCUGGCAGACCCCUGGGCUGGAUGACUGAGCCAGCAGCGCCCUCUGCUGCUGCAGUCCUGAAGGACAGGGACUCCACUGCCCUGCAUGAGGUGACAUUACAGCGUGACAGACAACCUCCCAAUGGGCCUCCCUCAAUUCUAGUCAGACCUGAUUCCUACAAGAACAAUACAGACAAGCCUGCAAAGUCAGUGCGGUUCCUCGCAGAUGAAGACUCCCCUCUGUUAAGACCUCAAACCAACUCCUGUUCAUCGGGAACCCAGACACCCUCCAACUCCCGCCCUGGCCCCCUUCCAUUAGAAGUUUGGGCCCCAUUGCUUACCUUGGGAAGAGACGGACCAGGGCUCAUUCUCAAAGAAGGAAAAGCUCCUAUUCUCAGGAAAGGCCUGGAAACAGCCAACUCAGAUCUAAAUUCUAUGCUGCAGAAACCAGUAUCGCAACCAUCACUAUCAGUCAUAUCAGCUCAGUUCAGCCCAAGCAGACACAGAGUGACAACAACUUAUUUAGCCCAGACAGACACAGAGCUCAGUCUGCUUCAAGGUGAGCUUGUCCUCGUCCACAGACCACGACCUGAUGGGCGGGUUCUGGUUACCCAGGAGAGCAGUGGGCACACCGGCUUAUUCCACAGCAGUGUUCUUCAAGCCCUGGAGAGGCUCAGCUGACUGUGUUAUACUACUCUAGUAUAUUUCUUUUUUCUAUGUAUUCAAACUGCCAAAAGACUUGACUGACUUGCUCAUUGAGGUCCAAAAGAUAAUACUGUCAAAUGACAGUCCUAUGAAGGAGGUGUUUAUUUUUGUCCCGAGUGCAUGUGAGUGUGUGGUUAAAUUCUCCAGAGAUAUAUUUUGUGUUAUUCAAGAUGUAUGUAUGUUUGUAACACAUGUGCUAUUGUAAGACUUUGCACAAAAAACCCAUCUGAUGACUGUUCCUUGUUUAAUACUCAUGUUACACGUAUUGGUGAGUGCCUUUGUCAAAACCCACAAAAAACUAUAUUUAAAUAUGUUUAGAAAAAUUAUGAGGUCAAAUAUCUGUACUGAUUAUAUGGUAAUAAACUUCCAGGACACUAACAGUUUGGUGUUUUACUUCAGGUGUAAACUGCAGCUGAGUUAACAUUUCAGUUAUUCUUUGCUAACUAUACAAGUAUAAAUUUAUUUUGCUUCAUCCAUCAUUAUCACCAGAGGCCCCACUGUUUCACUGUGUGUCAAAUAGUUUGUGUAAAUUUGAUUAAUUAGCAAAACUGAUUGGGAAUACAUGCCAAUAAAGUGUGAAGUCAUUUUAUAAUUUGACAAUCCACUGCCUUACAUUUAUGCCUGGAUGACCAACUGCGCAAAGCAGAAAAUUGCCUCUAAAAACCCUGGGUUUACUUCAGAUGAUUUGCAUGUACUGUACACCAUUUCAUUAGCCACAAACCUAUUAAACAUCUGCACCACUUGAA